AUUUCUCAAACAAAAUUUUCAUUUCUUACUCUCUUUCGUCGAUCGCUCCGAAACUGUAAGCUUCUUCUCUUCUCAGCUCUCACCAUGUCUGGUUAUCCUCCAUCGAGCCAAGGUUACGGUUACGGCGGUAACCCACCACCGCCUCAGCCACCGUACGGAUCAUCCGGCAACAAUCCUCCACCGUACGGAUCAUCAACAUCCUCGCCGUACGCUGUUCCGUACGGAGCUCAGCCCGCGCCUUACGGUGCACCACCUUCAGCACCGUACGCUUCUCCUCCAGGAGACCAUAACAAGCCUUACAAAGAGAAACCUCACGGCGCUGCUUACGGAUCUCCAUCUCCAGGUGGUUACGGUGCUCAUCCAUCGUCUGGACCUUCCGAUUACGGUGGUUACGGAGGAGCGCAGCAUUCAGGACAUGGUGGAGGUUACGGGGCUCCCCCUCCUCCUUCUUAUGGAAGUCCGUUUGCGUCUCUGGUACCGUCGGCGUUUCCUCCCGGGACGGAUCCGAGCAUCGUUGCUUGUUUCCAGGCUGCAGAUCGGGACAAUAGUGGAUUCAUCGAUGAUAAGGAGCUUCAGGGAGCUCUCUCUUCGUAUCAUCAGAGCUUCAGCAUAAGAACUGUUCACCUCCUUAUGUAUCUUUUCACCAACAGCAACGUCAGGAAGAUCGGACCAAAAGAGUUUACUUCACUUUUCUACAGUCUUCAGAAUUGGAGGUCCAUCUUUGAGAGGUUUGACAAGGACAGAAGUGGUAGAAUAGAUACAAACGAGCUGAGGGAUGCACUCUUGAGCCUUGGGUUUUCAGUGUCUCCUGUGAUUUUGGAUCUGCUGGUUUCCAAGUUUGACAAAAGCGGAGGCAGGAACAGGGCUAUCGAAUAUGACAACUUCAUCGAGUGCUGUUUAACUGUAAAGGGACUGACUGAGAAGUUCAAGGAGAAAGAUACGGCUCUAUCAGGGUCAGCUACUUUUAAUUACGAGACGUUCAUGCUCACUGUUCUACCAUUCCUCGUCGCUUGAGUGUAUGUGUGUGUGAUAGCCUAAAAACUCUGUCGUUGUCAUAUCAGCUUUUGGAUUUUUUUAGUUGAACUCCCAAGAUUUUCUUUUACCUUUCUCUCGACUUUGCCUCUGUAAGAUUUGGACGUAGCUCUCCAUAUGAGCAAAACCCUUUAUUAAAAACAAGUCUAGUCGGAUAAUAAUAAUAACGUACCUUGUUAAACCGA
Capsella rubella is the source of this 1217-nucleotide messenger RNA. RefSeq names its product probable calcium-binding protein CML49. The record is from RefSeq and is a predicted model, not a curated record. Lineage: Eukaryota; Viridiplantae; Streptophyta; Magnoliopsida; Brassicales; Brassicaceae. The transcript has 5 exons. Bases 85 to 1014 code for a protein of 309 amino acids. Gene Ontology annotation, molecular function: calcium ion binding.